GUUCAUCUCGUCGCAAAGCGAACACUCAACAGUUGCUUCUCUGUUGCCGCUACCGUGCACUGACUGCUGUGACUGUUCUUGUAAGCAAGUGGUAGUCGACAGCACAGUAGAUCUACUGUUGAUCGAUAGCACAUUGCUGAAACGCUACUGUCUAGUAGUACUGAGCGUGCAAGUGACUCCAAGGCUUGUGUUCUAGUGUUGAGUGAUAGAAGACGUCGAAAGCACGCGCGGAUUAUCACGGACAGCUACAGUACAGCUAGAGUCGCCUGCAGGAUAAAACGGUAGAAACGCGCAGCAUCUGCAUAAGCAAGCUGAGAAUGUCCGCCUCCCGCCGCUGUCCCGUGUGUCAGGACGCAGUGUACUUCGCCGAGGAGGUGACUCAGGCAAGCACGAGCUGGCAUCGCAAAUGCUUCCGAUGCCAAACCUGCUCGACCAACCUGGACUCUAGCAACUUUGCUGAGCACAAGUCGGAGGAGGGCACUGAGCUGUACUGUCGCAGCUGCCAUGCCAAGGCCUAUGGCACUGGAGGCUACGGAUACGGACAGGGGGCGGGCGUGCUGCAGGCGGGCCAGGGGACUGCAGGCACUCGAGCACAGAAGGCACAGUCUAAGCAGAAUGCACUUGGCAACAGGUUUGGAUCGACAGCCACCAAAUGCCCACGCUGUGACCUGAGCGUCUAUCAUGCUGAGAGAAUAGUUGUCACAGGAAGGGACUACCACCGUGCUUGUUUCCGCUGUAAGACAUGUAAGCGUAACCUCGAGUCGGGCAGCCACGCUGAACACGAGGAGGAAGUCUAUUGCAAAGGUUGCCAUGCUAAGGAGUUUGGCCCAAAAGGUUGCGGCUUCGGUAUUGGUGCGGGUGCUUUACGCACAUCCUAGACAAGCAUGCAGACGGACGCCAGGCACGCUGCAGCGAAUUGUAUUACAUCUGCUCACCAGCUUCCAUGCCUGCCUGCAUGCACUGCUGUAUCAGUGUCUGGCCCCGCUGUGCACGGCACUUCACGGCACUGUCUGCGAGCGGUGUUUGUGACUGCUGCAUUCUAUGCCACGUCUGCAUGGAACUUUUAAAGUGGUCACGACAACACACAGCUUCAUGUCUGCAGAGCCUGUGUAUUUUUUAUCAGAUUGCACGUACCUACAGGAAAAGUAUGUAUUUGACAGAACGAUGUUCACCGCUACUUUCCACCUGAA
Messenger RNA from Sycon ciliatum, 1190 nucleotides. Its product is annotated as cysteine and glycine-rich protein 1-like. Gene Ontology annotation, biological process: actin cytoskeleton organization. The record is from RefSeq and is a predicted model, not a curated record. Gene Ontology annotation, cellular component: cytoplasm. Bases 318 to 878 code for a protein of 186 amino acids. Lineage: Eukaryota; Metazoa; Porifera; Calcarea; Leucosolenida; Sycettidae. The transcript has 4 exons.